AGCCUGCAAGCCGGACCGGCCCCGCCUCCGCCGCCCGCGCUCGGCGCUCGUCCCCGGUGGCGCAGGACCCUGCGGCUUCCCAGCAUGUCCCAGCGGCACUCGGACAGCUCCUUGGAAGAAAGGCUGCUGGGAGCCCGCUUCCACUCAGAGCUGCAGCUCGAUGACCAGGGCAACCCUGCGUCCAGGCUCCCGAUGGUCCGGGGCCCCCUGGGCCCUCUGUGGGCCAGGAGCAAUGCCACCUUCGCUCCCGACGGCCUGGGACCCCGGCCUUCGUCCCCCAAGGACAGGGAUCUGCGGACUGUCGUCCUGAGCACAGAUAGCCCCGCGGCCCUCAAGAUGGGCACCGAGCAGCUGAUCCCCAGGAGCUUGGCCGUGUCCAGCAAGGCCAAGACCCCGGCCCGCCACCAGAGCUUCGGGGCUGCCGUGCUCAGCAAGGAGGCCGCCCGGCGGGACCCCCAGCUGCACACGGCCCCCAGCUUCUCCUUGGACGACAUGGACCUGGACACAGGCCCCGGGGGGACGCUGGCACGGAACCUGCGCAGCCAGUCUUACCGAGCGGCCAUGCGGGGCCUGAGGACACUGGGUGGCGAGGCAGACCCCGCCCGUCUCAGCCCCAAGCUCCAGGCCCUGGCCGAGGAGGCCGCCCAGCCCACUGCUCGGCAGCCGGCCAAAAAUAAGAAGACACUGGCGCGGAAACGUGCGCACAAAGGCUCCUUCAAGGACGACCCCCGGUUCUACCAGGAGAUCCGGGAGCGGGGCUUGAACACAGGCCAGGAGUCCGACGACGACCUGCUGGACGAGCCCUCCAGCCCUGGCGCCGCACGCAAGGCAGGCACCCCCAUCGUGGUCAAGAACUUCCGGCCACCCCAGGUCACCUGGAGCCAGCUGCCGGAGGUGGUGGAGUCGGGCAUCCUGGACACGCUGUCGGCCGACGAGCGCAAGAGGCAGGAGGCCAUCUUCGAGAUCCUCACGUCCGAGUUCUCCUACCAGCACAGCCUGGGCAUCCUGGUGUCUGAGUUCCUGCAGUCCAGGGAGCUGCGGGCGACCAUGACGCAGACCGAGCACCACCACCUCUUCUCCAACAUCCUGGACGUCCGCAGCGCCAGCCAGCGGUUCUUCGAGGACCUUGAGCAGCGGCACAAGGAGCAGGUGUGCGUGGAGGACAUCAGCGACAUCCUGGAGGAGCACGCGGAGAGGCACUUCCAGCCCUACGUGGUCUACUGCUCCAACGAGGUCUACCAGCAGCGCGCCCUGCAGAAGCUGACGAGCGGCAAUGCCGCCUUCCGGGAAGUCCUCCGGGAGAUCGAGCAGCGGCCCGCCUGCGGCGGCCUGCCCAUGCUGUCCUUCCUCAUCCUCCCCAUGCAGAGGGUGACGCGGCUGCCGCUCCUGACGGACACGCUGUGCCUCAAGACCCAGGGCCACCCCGAGAGGUACAAGGCUGCUAGCCGCGCGUUGAAGGCCAUCAGCAAGCUGGUGAGGCAGUGCAACGAGGGAGCCCACAAGAUGGAGCGCACGGAGCAGAUGUACAUGCUGCACACGCAGCUGGACUUCGGCAAAGUCAAGUCCCUCCCGCUGAUCUCUGCGUCCCGCUGGCUGCUGAAGCGCGGGGAGCUCUACGUGGUAGAAGAGGCUGGGCUUUUCCGGAAACUCGCCAGCCGGCCGACGUGCUACCUCUUCCUGUUCAACGACGUCCUCGUGAUCACCAGGAAGAAGAGUGAGGACAGCUUCGUGGUCCAGGACUACGCCCAGGUGGACCACAUCCAGGUCCAGAAGGUGGAACCCACGGAGCCCUCUCUGCCGGGGGGCGGCAACCGCGGCUCGUCCGUGCCCCACCCCUUCCAGGUGACCCUGCAGCACAACAGCGAGGGCCGCCAGGAGAGGAUCCUGCUGUCCUCUGACUCCGCGAGUGACCGGGCCCGGUGGAUCACGGCCCUGAUGCACAGGGAGCGCCAGGGGCAGGGACCCGCCAACAAGGGAGACCUACUGCAGGUGGAGGCCACCAAGGCCUACUUGGCCAGGCAGGCGGAUGAGAUCUCGCUGCAGCAGGCAGACGUGGUGCUGAUCCUGCAGCAGGAAGACGGGUGGUUCUACGGCGAGAGGCUGCGGGACGGAGAGACGGGCUGGUUCCCCGAGGACUUUGCCCGGUGCAUCACCAACCGCGUGGCCGUGGAGGGCAACGUGCGCAGGAUGGAGCGUCUGCGGGUGGAGACAGACGUGUAGCCCACUCCGCCGGGGACCUCGCAAGGCGCUUCGGACCCCACUCCAGCCCGUGGGCCCGGCGGGCCUGUCUCAGGGCCCAAGCCGCCCUGGACCUCCCUGAGGACCCGUGGGCCGCGCCGAUGGCUCCAGAG
Molecule: messenger RNA, 2351 nt
Organism: Pteronotus mesoamericanus
Lineage: Eukaryota; Metazoa; Chordata; Mammalia; Chiroptera; Mormoopidae
Gene: ARHGEF16
Product: Rho guanine nucleotide exchange factor 16
Exons: 15
Coding region: 85-2220 (711 amino acids)
Biological process (GO): activation of GTPase activity
Molecular function (GO): guanyl-nucleotide exchange factor activity; protein binding
Source: RefSeq, a predicted model, not a curated record